Messenger RNA from Tachysurus vachellii, 2296 nucleotides. Its product is annotated as rho-related GTP-binding protein RhoN-like. The coding region runs from base 200 to 889 and encodes 229 amino acids. Lineage: Eukaryota; Metazoa; Chordata; Actinopteri; Siluriformes; Bagridae. Gene Ontology annotation, molecular function: GTPase activity; GTP binding. The transcript has 5 exons. The record is from RefSeq and is a predicted model, not a curated record. Gene Ontology annotation, biological process: small GTPase-mediated signal transduction.
GGAGACGCGCGCUCCUGCUCGGCUGAGGUUGGUGUGAGCUUUAGGGCGAUAUGACAAGUAAUAAAACACACGUUCGGGAUUAAAACGCACAAACGGGAGGUGGCGAGUCUUGAGGUCUGUUGAUUUAGUUUCUUUAGUUUGUUUCCGUCCGCGCGUUGGGACCGUUAACGCACGCGGUGAUCAUCAGAAUCGGCUGGUGAUGAGUUUAGCGAUGGAGAGCCGAGUCGCGCGCCGCUGUAAGGUUGUAGUUGUGGGAGACUCGCGCUGUGGGAAAACUGCGCUGCUGCACGUGUUCGCUAAGGACUCGUAUCCAGAGAGCUACGUGCCGACCGUAUUUGAGAACUACACGGCGAGCUUUGAGAUUGACAAACGCCGCAUCGAGCUCAACAUGUGGGACACAUCAGGCUCUGUCUAUUAUGACAAUGUUCGUCCAUUGGCUUAUCCUGACUCGGAUGCAGUUCUUAUCUGCUUUGAUAUCAGCAGACCAGAGACACUGGACAAUGUGUUAAAAAAGUGGCAAACUGAAACUCAGGAGUACUGUCCCAAUGCAAAGGUAGUGUUAGUGGGCUGUAAGAUGGACAUGAGGACGGACCUGAACACACUACGAGAGCUGUCCAAAUUCAGACUGAUCCCAGUCACACAUGAACAGGGAACUUCUCUGGCACGGCAGAUCGGCGCCGCAGCCUACGCUGAGUGCACGUCCAAAAACUCAGAGGACAGCGUGCGGGACGUUUUCCAUGUCGCGACUGUAACGUCCGUCGGUUACGACACCCAGCAGCUGAAGCGCUCCGGAUCGCGGCGAGGUCUUAAACGCUCUUCCCAGAAUCCUCAGCGCUCCGAGAUCCUAGAGCGACGCAAAGACCGCGCUAAGAGCUGCACACUGAUGUAGGAGUCAUGACCCCGAGAUGUCACCUUCUACAACAUGAACACUUUAUAUUUUCUGUUUGUUUUUUUUAGCACUAAAUUUGAUAUCGAUAUCUGAGGUGGAAGUUACAGACGUCUCGAGCAGAUCUAUUUAUUAACUUUAUUUUUUUAACGCUUAAUUCUUUGGCAUCACAGAAUAGCAUGUUGGUGAUAAAAUCACAACAUUUUAUACACGUGUAUAAAAAAUACUUUUUUUUUUAAUAUAUUACCAUUAAUUCAAUAUAUUUAUUAACUUUUUAUUAAAGGAAUGUGAAAGGUUUGCAUUUGUUUUCACUUAGAUACAUUUAGAGAUAUUUGUUUAGUUCUCUGAAGUAGUCGUAAACAUGCAGGAGGCAAAGACUUCACUGAUUUAAAAAAAUUAUUAUCUGGUUUCCUCCCCCGGUCCAAAGACAUGCAUGGUAGGUUGAUUGGCAUCUCUGGAAAAUUGCCUGUAGUGUGUGAUUGCGUGAGUGAAUGAGAGUGUGCGUGUGCCCUGCGAUGGGUUGGCACUCCGUCCAUGGUGUAUCCUGCCUUGAUGCCCGAUGACGCCUGAGAUAGGCACAGGCUCGAGGUAGUUCGGAUAAGCGGUUGAAAAUGAAUGAAUGAAUGAAUUGGUAUUAUUUUUUUUGGAUGGGAUAAGUGGAUGGGUUUGAGACACAAAGGGAAAGAAACUUAUCAAAACCCUGGAGUUAAUCUCCUUAUCUCCUGAAUUGUUGGAGUAAAGAAGAAGCGUUGCUAUUUCCUGUAUGUUUGGUGGCUUCCUGCAGGCUCCCAACGCCUGAUUCUAUGUGAGAGAUGAUUCCCUCUUUUGUUGUUUAUACUAUAUUAGUUUGUUGCUUAAUGAAACGUAUGAGCUUGAGACAGAAGAUGCACUUUAUUUUUUUAUUUGAUUUUUUUAUUCCUCUUUAGAUCACAGGGUUAUUGUUUUACUGUUGGGUUUUUCCUUCACAGAGACGUGGGCUGGAGAUAUUGAUAUUUUACAGAUGACAUCAAAGUAUAAAAAUCUAAAUGGAACCGAUUUCAAGGUCAUAAUGACCGGCACAUGAUUGGGCAAAGGUUAUUUGUCUGUGAUGUAACUUUAUAUAAGGAGUUUGUGUGUGAUCUCAUUUCCUGUUUUUCUGUUGAGGAGAGAGACAGACAUAAAGGGCAAAAAGACAAGAAUUAGCUGAGGCAUUUAAAAUGAAAUGACACAGCAGAGGAAGACACACGGUCAGGGCUAUGAUGUUAUUUCUUGUCUGUUUUUAGAAAACCUCCAUUUUGAACAUCACAGUGAUCAUGGCACUAAAUAAACACAAAGGUGGCAUGAAAACAUGAUGGAACAGCAUAUAAAUUUUUGUUUGUGGAUGUUGUAAAAUUUUAUUAAAUAAAAAUAAAUAAAACUGAGCAGAACGAA